Micromonas pusilla CCMP1545 is the source of this 498-nucleotide messenger RNA. RefSeq lists its product as uncharacterized. The transcript has a single exon. Gene Ontology annotation, molecular function: tRNA binding. NCBI's taxonomy places the organism in Eukaryota, Viridiplantae, Chlorophyta, Mamiellophyceae, Mamiellales, Mamiellaceae. The annotation marks the transcript as partial. The record is from RefSeq and is a predicted model, not a curated record.
AAGGCGAUCGACGUCUCCGUGCUGGACAUCCGCGUCGGGACGAUCGUCAAGGCGUGGGAGCACCCCGGCGCGGAUAAGCUCUGGGUCGAGAGCGUCGAGCUCGGCGAGGAGCGGCCGCGGCAGAUCGUCAGCGGUUUGCGAGCGUUUAAGACCGAGGCGCAGAUGACGGGCGCGCGCGUGCUCGUGCUCUGCAACGUCAAGAAAGGCCCGCUGCGGGAGGAGCUCAGCGAGGGGAUGGUCAUGUGCGCGUCAAACGCGGACCACACCGAGGUGGACUUCAUCGUCCCGCCGGAGGGCGUCCCGAACGGAGAGAAGGUUGCGUUCGAGGGGUUCGACGGCGAGCCCGUCGACGUGUUGACCCCGAAGAAGAAGAUGUUCGAGCAGUGCGCGGAGAAGCUCUCGACGGACGCGGACGGCGUCGCCAAGUACGACGGCGUGCCGUUCAUGACGAGCAAAGGGCCGUGCGUCUCGACGCUCAAGAACGCGGCCAUCAAGUGA